Messenger RNA from Frieseomelitta varia, 4153 nucleotides. RefSeq names its product ribosomal protein S6 kinase beta-1-like. NCBI's taxonomy places the organism in Eukaryota, Metazoa, Arthropoda, Insecta, Hymenoptera, Apidae. Gene Ontology annotation, biological process: protein phosphorylation; signal transduction. The transcript has 12 exons. The record is from RefSeq and is a predicted model, not a curated record. The coding region runs from base 181 to 1551 and encodes 456 amino acids. Gene Ontology annotation, molecular function: ATP binding; protein serine/threonine kinase activity.
GGAGUAUACGUAAGGCGAGGGUGCUUGGUAUGCUCUUGGACAGGGCAGCUUGUUCGUGGUAAUUCAAGGUUUGGAUCGUACUAACAAUAUUGUUGUACUGUCGUGGCCUGUUGCAAAAGAAGUAAUUCACCUUUACAAGUGUCGUGAAACCUCGCUGGAUUUGAGUUAGUCGCUCGUAGAAUGGCCGCAGUAUUUGAUAUCGAGUUGCACGAUGCGGACAUAGUAAGCGGGGACGAGUCCGAUGAUGAUGUGAUCGAGAUUGGCGAGGAAGAGUACGAUGCCAAUCCAAACGUGAAUGAGAUAACUGAAUCGGAAGGUGUCGAAACGGUGGCUAUAUCGGAACAGAAUGUGAAUCGCGGACGGGAAAGAGCUGGCCCGCAGGAUUUCAAACUUUGCAAAGUUAUCGGAAAGGGUGGUUAUGGCAAGGUCUUUCAAGUGCGUAAAAUAACGGGUAAUGACAGCGGAACGAUCUUCGCGAUGAAGGUCUUACGUAAAGCUUCAAUUAUAAGGAACCAAAAAGAUACUGCACAUACUAAAGCUGAGAGAAACAUUUUAGAAGCUGUAAAGCAUCCUUUCAUCGUAGACCUUAUGUACGCUUUCCAAACUGGUGGCAAAUUGUAUCUAAUUUUGGAAUAUAUGUGUGGUGGUGAAUUAUUUAGACACUUGAAUGAUGAAGGCAUUUUUCUUGAAGAAACUGCUUGCUUCUAUCUAUCAGAAAUAAUAUUGGCCCUUCAACACCUUCAUUUGCAAGGAAUUAUUUAUAGAGAUUUAAAACCAGAAAAUAUCUUGUUAGAUGCAGAGGGACAUAUAAAACUGACUGAUUUUGGUUUAUGUAAAGAACAUAUACAAGAUGGUACUGUUACACACACAUUCUGUGGCACUAUAGAGUAUAUGGCUCCAGAAAUUCUAACAAGAAGUGGACAUGGUAAAGCAGUAGACUGGUGGAGUCUUGGAACUUUAAUGUACGAUAUGCUUACAGGUUCACCUCCAUUUACAUCUGAUAAUAGGAAGAAAACGAUUGAAAAAAUUUUACGUGGUAAACUAAAUCUUCCACAGUAUCUAACUUCUGAUUCUAGAGAUCUCAUUCGAAAGUUGUUGAAGAGACAAGUACCACAAAGAUUAGGAUCUGGUCCAUCUGAUGCAGAACAAAUAAAAAAUCACCCUUUUUUUAUGCAUAUCAAUUGGAAUGAUGUAAUUUCUCGAAAAUUAGUACCGCCUUUUCGACCAACAUUGGCAAGUGAGGAUGAUGUGUCACAGUUUGAUAAAAAAUUUACAACUUCUGCACCAAUUGAUUCUCCCGCGGAAUAUACAUUAAGUGAAUCUGCAAAUAGAGUAUUUCAAGGUUUCACUUAUGUGGCACCUAGUAUACUAGAGGAUAUGUAUUCACAACCACGAGUAAUAAAUGCUAAAAGUCCACGUAGAGGCAAUAUGCGUGGUUUUUCCCCUCGAGGAACACAUUUUCAUAUACACAAUAAUCAUGUACAAAGUCAUAGACAUAAUGGAGUUGGACAUAGCAACAUGGAAGAUACAGAAAUGAUUGAAAUAGGCUAACUGCCACUUUUUUUAUAGUGAAAAAUGCUUAGCAUUUCGGCCUAACUGUUGAGUAUCCAUGACCGAUCCUUGUGUCUCAGGGAGGGAUUUUAUAAAAUAUAGAUGGAGUAGCAAAAGGAUAGGUCUAAUAUCCAGUGUUUCAUUGGAUAUUCAGCAGUUAAAUUUAGCUAAUUUUUUUUUUUUUAAUCAAAUCUAAUUAUAAUAAAGGUACUAAUUAAGAUUGUGCUUUAAUAGCAGCGAUGUAGCAGUUAUUUGGUAGCAUGUAAUAAAAUAUAUAUAUAAACUUUUCUUAAUUAUUUUAAGUUUCGAAACCUAAAAUGAUUAAAAAAAGUUUUAUUUACUUAUUUUGUCGUUGCUAACUGUAUACUGAAUAUUAUAACAAAAUGCAUUUUUCGCAUACAUUAUAGUCAAAAUACUGCAUACGUUUCAUUAAUCCGUUAAUACGUAAUCACUUAUUGUGUUUUUUGUACAUACAAUCAGCAGGUUGGUUGGAUAUUCAUAUAUAGAUAUAUAUAUAGAAUACAUGUAUAGAAAGAAAGAGAAAGAGAUACAUACAAACGUCAUUUAUGUGAGUGCGACAGACUGAAAAAAUUCCAGCACUUUUAGAAGUUCAUAAAUUAUACUGUUAAUACACAAGUUUGAGGUUCAACCAUCCUGUAAUACUUGUAAAUUUAAAAGUUCGUACAUGGCACGUGUACGCAUACUUAAAUGUAAUUAAUUCAAGAAAAAAAAUAUAUAUAGAAGAAAGAACAGAUAAAAGACAGAUAGACUUAAAUAACGAAGACUCAUGAUUCACAGCUGCCACAACCGCUCCGCCGCUCAAAAUUCCAUAUCCGAUUGUUCAUUUACAUAAAUAUUUUCAGCAGUAAUAACGUUUCCAUGGCAAUAAUGUAAACAAUAACGUAUUUGCACAGUAGUGAUAGAAAAGAAUGUUUACAUAACACUGCAACGGAAUUGUAUUUUUACAAUUAAAAGUUCCUAAAGAAAUGUGAGUUGAAAACAGUGCAAUUUGUAUUCAAACUUUAAACAUAUAAAUAUUAUUUGUAGAAGUUCUUGUUAAUUUAGAUAUUUGAAUGCCUUAGAGGAAACAAAGGGGAAAGAAAAUUUUUGUUGUAAUUUUAUGUAUUAAUGAAAACAAAUAACAUAAAAGCAAGUUACCAUGGUAACAAUGUUACUGCGAAAUGUUAACUUUCCGCUACUACCAAAAACAUAUUUUUCGUAUUUAAUGCUCAUGUAUGCUGUUUAGUCUGACAUUGUAUGGCAAUUUAUUUAAGUAUCUAUUUGUUACAUGAAUAUUUAUAUAUUAUCGAAAGUUAAUAUAUUGGUUUUUAUGUAUACACGAUACAUGAUAGUAAGGAUUUAAAAAAAAAAUAGUGUAAAGAAUAAGUGUUUAGGGUGACUUGUUGGCCGUUCACCGAGAAAUUCAAACUACCCAAGUGUUCACAGGCCAUACUAGCUGGCAUUACAAUUUUAUCUAUAUUUACUACAGGAAAUAUACACACAUGGUCGAAAUGUCAGAAAAUUCCCAUUGUGAAUUCGAUAUUACAUUUCGACUAUGCAUACACAAAAACAAACGCAUAUAAAUAUAUUAUAUAUAUAAAUAUAUAUAGAUAUACACGGUAUAUAUAUAUAUAUGAUUAUAUUAUUCGCAAUUGUAUUACAAAGAAAGCGUAUUCGAAGAGAAUAAUUUAUAAGCCACUUUUUCUGUAUUCAAUGUAUUUUCGAUGUUGAAACGAGAAUCUGUCUACAGAGUUGCUCGAACGCUGAUCAUCAUCUUUAAUACUUAUAGAUUUUUCUGUACCAUAAAAUAUCAGAAUAUAUGUAAACGAUGUUGAUGUUUUGUUACAUCGUUCUGUCGUGAGGGAUUUAAUUGAUACAUAUAAAAAACCACAAUGACGUCAGUAAUUGUCGACGUAUUGUCAUAUCUAUAUAACGUACUAUAAUUUUUUAUGCGUUUUUUGAUAACAAAGAACAUUAUAAGAUCAAGAUCAUUUUGGAAUAUAUUAAGGAAUUUUACAAAAAAAAGAAAAUUAAACAAAAUGAUAAUACAUUUCAUUAUUCAUAUAAAAUAAGAAACUUUGUAGGUAGAUUCUAUAAAAUGUGCUUUGCAACAGCCGAUUUUGGUGCUCGAUACUCAUUAAUUUGAUUGAAAAUCUAAGCGGCCUGAAUACCGUAAUUAAUUUUUAUAUCUUAAAUGGUACGGUUUACUGCAGCACAGUAGUGCUCUAUUUAAAUCUUGUACAUUACGUUUUUUCGUAGCCACUGUAAACGAUUACGAAAACGAAUUUAGCAAAAAUUUAAGAUUUAUUUUCAUAAUAUUGUUUUCAAUGUAACAAUAAUAGUAAUAACGUGUAAUAAGCGUGUUAUGGUUACCUACGAGGCACAAGAUAAUAUUAGUUAAGCGCUUAAAAAGGAAUAAGAAUAAAGAAAAAAAGGGGGAUAUCAAAUGAUGUGUAAACGAAACACUAGCCAUUGGCCAGAUAAAGUGAUAAAUGGUUUAAUGCUUCCAAUUAAAAGAAAUAUAGAUUCUUCAAUUGACUUAUUGCUACCAUGGUUUGUAAUCCUCUAGAUUAUAUUUACAAAUAAAUAUAAUGAUUUGUGA